This is a messenger RNA of Prorocentrum cordatum, 1098 nucleotides long. The record is from the annotation of a GenBank genome assembly. NCBI's taxonomy places the organism in Eukaryota, Dinophyceae, Prorocentrales, Prorocentraceae.
AUGUUGGAGAGGCAUACAGGAGGUCGCAGGAUUGUUCGCUUAGUCAACGUGGACACCUCCGAUGUUCUCGCUGCCGACGUCGAGCCCGGGCCGGGGCAAGCAGGGUGGACCGACCUUGCGGCGGCCAAGGCGGCGCUCAUUCCUAUGAUUGGUGUUUUGGCCACCUGCGCCUGGCACCUGCUGCGAAGGACGACCUGCCCUGGACUGGGACCUGGCCCGCGCUGCCCUGGCCCCACCGGCCCGCCCGACCGCCUCUGCGAGGGCCCGCCCGCCGCCCGACUCGACGGCCUCCCCGAGGGCCUCCCCGAGAGCCGACCAGAGGGCCUCCCCGACGACGGGCCCGAGGGCCGACCCGAGGGCCUCCCCGAGGGUCGACCGGAGGGCCUCCCUGACGACCGAGCCGACGGCCGACCCCACGACGGGCCUGACGACCGGCCCGACGGCCGAGCCGAGGGCCCGCCCGACGACCGGCCCGACGGCCUCCCCGAGGGCCUCCCCGAGGGCCGACUGGAGAGCCUCACAGACGACCGACCUGGCGGCCGACUCGGCGACGGAGCUGACGACCGGCCCGACGGCCGACCCGAGGAGCCGCCUGACGACCGACCCGUGGGCCCGCCACAGAAGCCAGGGCAUGUGUUCUUCAGCCUUCGCUUCAAGGAGGCCAUGGCAGCUGCUCAGGUGCUGAAGAAGCGGCUGGAGGAACUCGGCUACAGUGUGUUCCUCUGUGACGCUCUGGCCGGAGAAGAUAUUUUCAGGAAUCUUAUUUGUAAAAACCUCGAGUCGGCAGAUUUUGCAGUCAUCUUCGGCACGGAAACAUAUGGACAGAAGACUCAUGAGGUGAUGAGCACCUUUCAGGAGCUACUCUGGAUCCUUAACCAUGCAGGUGAAGCAGACAAGUACAGCCGCUUGCAGAAGGUCGCCGUGUUGAAAAUGUGCGAGCGGUACAAGGAGGUAUGCACGCAGAUGGCGCUCCACAAGGCCCUGAGCUACAUCGAGUGGGACGGCAGCGAAACAGCGGCCCAGAAAGUCUGCGGCAAGAUCCACCGGGCAUUUUCAUCCACUGGCUCCAUUCGGGGAGAUUCCAGCAGCGGGAGCUGA